This is a messenger RNA of Cornus florida, 756 nucleotides long. RefSeq lists its product as uncharacterized. The transcript has 2 exons. The record is from RefSeq and is a predicted model, not a curated record. The coding region runs from base 1 to 756 and encodes 251 amino acids. NCBI's taxonomy places the organism in Eukaryota, Viridiplantae, Streptophyta, Magnoliopsida, Cornales, Cornaceae.
AUGCAGGAACCUAAGGAGGCAGGUAGAGAUACUGAUCGCAAAGGGAGAGUUUGCAAGCUAUGUUCAUGCCGGCCUGAACAAACGACGGAGUCAGAGGAGUUGCUCAGGACGAGGUUACACCAGGCCCAUCUGAAAAGAAGAAUUAGCAGUGUGCAUGCUUUGCACCAGCAGAACGCAUCCACAUCGAUAAAGUUUGAUAAAACGGACCUGCUACGCGUUCAAAUUCCUCAUGAAGAUCCACUAGUCGUCAGUCUAACGAUUGCAGAAUGCCUGGUUCGGAGAGUCCUGAUUGAUCCAGGAAGCAGUGCGAAUGUCAUGCCCAGGGUGACGUUCGACCGACUGGAGAUCGAACCCAAAAAACUCAAACCCACAGGGAAUCCGUUGCUCGGAUUUGAUGGGAAGCGAGUGGAACCUAUUGGAAUAGUGGAAUUGACAGUACAAGCCGCUGAGCGGGUUUUGACUGAAAGUUUCAUGGUAGUGGAAAUUUAUCCAUCAUACAACCUCUUGAUGGGCAGAGGAUGGAUUCACAUAAUUCAGGGCAUUCCGUCAACCUUACAUCAAGUGAUGCGAUGUUUGGGUCCGGAUGGGACCAAGGUGAUAGAUAUACACGGGGACCAGGUUGCGGCUAAAGAAUGUUAUUCAGUAACUUUGAAAUCUGCUGAAAAAGGGAAAAUCCCAUCCGUUCCGCCAUUCCAAAAUAGCAAUUACAGAACCCUUCUCCCAGCAAGGAUGGGAGGGAGGAGCCACCAGUUCUGA